AAUUGGCCGGUAUACUCAUAUUUCCUUUGCAAGUCUCUAUUCGCCAUCCCUGGAUUUCCUGCACCCAUUCAGUGGUAUCCAUUGUGGGCAUUUGUAACUUUUAUCGUCGCCAUUGCAGCAGCAUAUAUCAGCAGGAAAAUACGGAUGUCAAAUUUUAACUCUCGAUCCUGGAGAAAAUGGAGGUUAGCACGUUUUGGACCUGUAGGAGACGAAGAGUCCCAGAUGAAUGACAGUAGUAGUCACAGCCCGCACGCCGGUGGUGGCCAACAACAUAUCGCCGUUAACCUUCAUGAUGCCUUGGAUACAAAUAAGAAGUCCCAGCUAGAGAAUGAGGAACGAAAAAGCAGUGACGAGGCUGGGGGUUCUCCAGCGGAAGCAGAUACCGCAGUCGACAGGGACCUGGCCAACUCAUUGAAAGCAUCACCUCCAGGAGAUAUUCAGCCACUGAGAAAAGGUGAUACUGUUGUACCAUCAGGUAGUAUGACCCUGAUGUCAGAUCCUACUUACAGUCUUCCAAAUGGAGCUAUCGGAUUCUCUCCGACUCCUCAGGGUUCUAAGCCAGCCGCAGAAUACCAUGGUGACACCUCACCGAUUCCGACUGACGGCGUUUCCAUAUUCGAAAGAAUAGGAUCUCCAAAACCUAAGGAAGUCUCCGACAGCAAGAUACAAGCGAAUUCCGGAUACAAUGGAGUUUCGGCAGCACCAUUUCUUCAACUCAUCCGACAUGACCUAUGGAAUUCAACCAAGAUAAUGUCAUCAAUAACGACGCUUCUUCCAUUUGGGAUAGCAACAGGUCAGAAGGCUGGCGAAGCCCCAAACGGGAAGCUUCCCAACUUACCAAAUGAUGUAAAUGUCGGUGAACCGCAGGUAAACAGGAUCUACUAUCGAAAACAGACGGCAAAAAACGAUCCUUUCUCGCGUUUAAUUUCACUUCCCAAUUUCUUUUCUGCUGCGCGUUCUAAUGACGCUCCCAAGGCUCUUGACAACUACGACAAAGAUCUUGUUUAUGGUGAUUACUAUCCCGUUCAGGAUAGCGGCAGGAAGAAUAAACUAAGAGUCCACGAAACGAAGGGCAAGGGAGGAACGGAGGAAAAUUCGAAGGAAUCUGUAUUUGAGGAGAAGCGGAGAUCAAAGGGAAAGAAAAAGGAAUCAAACACGAACUGGUUCAUAUCCAAGGAUGUUUCAACACGCACGGACAGACGCAUGGCUCAAGAGAGCGGCCAUGCAGCUCAUUUCCGGAGGGGUGCGGGCUAUCAACAACAGAGCAUCUUCAGCAGAGUAACUCAGGCAUUUCUUUAAAAUGGUUUUGUUCGAGAAAUAGAGAUCCUGAACCAGGAUACUAGUCGAAGAUGAAAUUAGUUCUGAGUGGAGUAAUUUAGAACCACCUUCUAAAUAGGAUAUAAUUCAAUGACUG
Molecule: messenger RNA, 1414 nt
Organism: Talaromyces proteolyticus
Lineage: Eukaryota; Fungi; Ascomycota; Eurotiomycetes; Eurotiales; Trichocomaceae
Exons: 1
Coding region: 145-1299 (384 amino acids)
Source: RefSeq, a predicted model, not a curated record